AUGGGACUGGUCUGCUUCUGCUGCCCGGGCAUGUUCCGGGCACUCUCCGGGAUGGGCGGCGGCGGGCAGGUGGACCCCACCGCCGCCAACAACGCCAACACCGCCCUCUACGCCGCCCUCGCCGUCUUCUGCGUGGUCGGCGGCGGCCUGUUCAACGUCGCCGGGCCCCGGCUCAUGCUCCCCGCCGGGUGCAUCACCUACGCGCUCUACGCCUGGUCCUUCCUCUACUACAACCACACCCGGGACCAGACGGUCAUCGUCGUCGCCGGCGGGAUUUUGGGAGUCGGCGGCGGGAUGCUGUGGUCGGUGCAGGGAGCGGUGCUGACUUCGUACCCACCGCCGGAGAGGAAGGGGGCGUACAUCUCGAUGUUUUGGGUGAUAUUCAGCUCCGGCGGGGUCGUCGGCGGGCUGAUUCCGUUCUCGUUGAACUUCCACCGGGCGGCGGAUUCGGUUAACGACGCCACGUACAUUGUUUUCAUUGUCUUCAUGGUUGCAGGCACAAUUCUUUCGAUCGCCAUCCUCCCGAAAAACCAGCUCCUCCGCGACGACGGCAGCCGGUGCACAUCCACCGCCCACUCCAACCCCGCCACGGAGGCGGUCGAGCUCCUGAAGCUCUUCACCAACUGGAAGAUGCUCCUCCUGGCUCCGGCCGCCUGCGCCAGCAACUUCUUCUACACCUACCAGUUCAACAACGUCAACGCGGCCCAGUUCACCACCAGAACCCGCGGCCUCAACAACGUCUCCUACUGGGGGGCCCAGAUGGUGGGCUCCACCGCCAUCGGCCACGUCUUCGACCUGGACCUGGGCCUCAAGAGGCCCAACAACAAGAGAAGGCACCAGGGCUUCCUCGGGAUCGGGACCGUGUUCCUCGUCAGCACCGCGAUCUGGGCCGGCGGGUUCGCGAACCAGCUGAACUACUCGUUCGCCGACAUGCCCCAGCCCAAGCUCGACUUCAUGGACUCCGGGCCCAAGUUCGCCGGGCCGUUUCUGCUGUACUUUGGGUACGGGCUUCUGGAUGCGAUUUUUCAGAGCAUGAUUUACUGGGUGAUUGGCGCGCUGGCGGAUGACUCGAAAGUUUUGAGCCGGUACGUUGGGUUCUACAAAGGAGUGCAGAGCGCCGGCGCGAGCCUGGCGUGGUGGCUCGACGCCCGGAGGGUUCCGAUGAUGGCUCAGUUGGUCGUGAACUGGGCGCUGUCGACGGCGAGUUUUCCGUUGCUUGUGGUGUUGGUGGCGCUGGCUGUUAAAGAUGAGCAGAAAGGAGAGCAAAAGGAAGAAGAAAAUGGCAAGUCCAUAGAGGAGAAAGCAGCCAGAGUAGUACCAUAG
Messenger RNA from Linum tenue, 1323 nucleotides. The record is from the annotation of a GenBank genome assembly. Lineage: Eukaryota; Viridiplantae; Streptophyta; Magnoliopsida; Malpighiales; Linaceae.